This is a messenger RNA of Lolium rigidum, 2967 nucleotides long. RefSeq names its product alpha-glucosidase 2-like. Lineage: Eukaryota; Viridiplantae; Streptophyta; Magnoliopsida; Poales; Poaceae. Gene Ontology annotation, biological process: carbohydrate metabolic process. The record is from RefSeq and is a predicted model, not a curated record. Gene Ontology annotation, molecular function: carbohydrate binding; hydrolase activity, hydrolyzing O-glycosyl compounds.
AUGGCGUCGGCGAUGGUUUGGAUGCCGAUACUGGAGGACGGGGUGUUCCGGUUCGACGCCUCAGAGGCGGCGCGCGCGGCGGCCGGGCCCAGCCUGUCGUUCGCCGAGCCGUGGCGGCGGGAGGUGGUGCUGCUGCGUGAGGGAGUGGACGGCGACGGCCCCGCGGUCGUGCCGGAGUGCGAGGUGGUGGGCGACCGCGGCGUACAGAAGGUUCUCAUCAAGCUUCCUUUUGGGACGUCUUUUUAUGGAACAGGAGAAGCAAGUGGCCCGCUUGAACGAACAGGAAAACGAGUUUUCACUUGGAAUACAGAUGCAUGGGGAUAUGGGCCAGGAACUACUUCACUAUAUCAGUCACACCCUUGGGUGUUGUCAGUCCUCCCUGAUGGAAAGGCUCUCGGUGUCUUAGCUGAUACCACACAACGUUGCGAGAUUGACCUGAGACAAGAAUCCACUAUAAAGUAUUCUGCCUCAUCCGCUACACCAGUUAUUACUUUUGGACCGUUUGAUACGCCGACUCAAGUGAUGACAACCUUGUCCUAUGCAAUUGGAACUGUUCCCAUGCCUUCGAAAUGGUCUCUUGGCUACCAUCAAUGUCGUUUUAGUUACAUGUCUUCUGAGAGAGUCCUCGAGGUUAUUAGAACAUUUCGAGAGAAAGGCAUUCCUUGCGAUGUGGUUUGGAUGGAUAUUGACUAUAUGGAUGGUUUCAGAUGCUUCACAUUUGACAGUAACCGUUUUCCCGAUCCAAAAUCUAUGGUUGAUGAUCUACGUUCCAUUGGUUGUAAAUCAAUAUGGAUGCUUGAUCCAGGAAUCAAGAAAGAGAAGGGUUACUUUGCGUAUGAAAGUGGUUCAGAAAAUGAUGUGUGGAUUAAAAAGGCAGAUGGUAGCCCAUUCAUUGGUGAGGUGUGGCCUGGUAACUGUGUUUUCCCUGAUUUUACCUCUGAAAGAAUCCGCACAUGGUGGGCUAGAUUAGUAAGGGAUUUCAUCUGCAACGGUGUUGAUGGAAUAUGGAAUGAUAUGAACGAGCCUGCUAUGACAACUACUACCAAAACAAUGCCUGAAAGCAAUAUACAUAAAGGAGAUGUUGAUAUUGGCGGUGUCCAGAAUCAUUCUUACUAUCAUAAUGUUUAUGGAAUGCUCAUGGCAAGAUCUACUUAUGAAGGAAUGGUGAUGUCUAGUACAGCAAAACGACCAUUUGUUCUUACACGAGCUGGUUUUAUUGGAAGCCAGCGAUAUGCUGCAACAUGGACUGGCGAUAACCUAUCGAAUUGGGAGCAUUUACACAUGAGUAUAUCAAUGGUCCUUCAGUUGGGUCUCAGUGGCCAGCCACUGUCGGGUCCUGAUAUUGGUGGGUUUGCUGGAAAUGCUACACCAAAACUUUUUGCAAGAUGGAUGGGUUUCGGUGCAUUGUUUCCAUUCUCCCGUGGUCAUUCUGAAGCUGGAACUAUUGAUCAUGAGCCAUGGUCCUUUGGUGAAGAGUGCGAAGAAGUUUGUCGUCUUGCACUACUAAGACGGUAUCGGCUACUGCCACACAUCUACACGCUAUUUUAUGUUUCACAUAAGAAGGGUACUCCAGUUGCUACUCCACUUUUCUUUGCUGAUCCGCAAGACUUGGAAUUGAGAAAAUUUGAGACUUCCUUUCUCCUGGGGCCACUUUUAGUAUGUGCAAGCACUUUACCUGAUAAAGGAGCUCAUGAAUGUGCACAUAAAUUCCCAAAGGGCAUUUGGUUACCUUUUGAUUUUGAAGAUUCACACCAUGAUCUGCCGGUGCUAUAUCUAAGAGGAGGAUCAAUACUUCCUGUAGGUCUUCCAAUUAAGCAUGUUGGUGAAGCAAGUUUAGAGGACAAUUUGUCGCUACUUGUUGCACUGGAUGAAAAUGGUAAAGCUGAAGGUGUCUUGUUUGAAGAUGCCGGGGAUGGAUACGGAUUCACACAGGGGGACUAUCUACUGACAUAUUAUGUCGCUGAAGUCCACUCAUCAGUGGUUUCUGUGAAAAUUUUGAAAACUGAAGGAUCCUGGAAUAGACCAAAACGUAACUUAAACAUAAGUAUUCUGCUUGGUGGAGCUGCUAUGAUAAGUUAUCAUGGUGUCGAUGGCGAAGAGGUACAUUUUGUGAUGCCUUCUGAGCUUGAACUUUCCACCUUGGUUGCAACAAGUGAAAUUGAUCUCAAGAAACGUUUAGAGAUGAUUCGUCCUAUACCUGAUAUAGAUGAGCCAUCAAGACUGGAAGGUGCUGAGGUCUCUAGAAAACUUGUUGAGUUGAAGAGUGGGGACUGGUUUCUUAAGGUUGUACCAUGGAUUGGCGGUCGUAUUAUUUCAAUGACACAUCUUCCAUCUGAUUCCCAAUGGCUGCACAGCAGAAUUGAAAUCCAUGGUUAUGAAGAGUACAGUGGCACUGAAUAUAGGUCUGCUGGCUGCACAGAAGAAUACAAGAUCGUAAGGCCUCUGGAGCAAUUAGGCGAGGAGGAAUCUGCUUUUCUGGAAGGAGACAUUGGGGGUGGACUGGUUAUUCAGCGUCAGAUAUCAAUUCUGAAAGGCAAUCCCAAAAUUUUGCAGAUUGACUCUAGCAUCCAAGCAAGAAGUGUUGGGCCUGGCUCUGGUGGAUUCUCAAGGUUGGUCUGUUUGCGAGUUCAUCCUACUUUUACGCUUCUACACCCAACUGAGGUGGUUGUUGCUUUCACGGCCAUCAAUGGUUCAGAGCAAGAGAUCUCUUUGGAGUUCGAAGAAGUGACAUUAGAGGGAGACCUGCGACCUAACGGGGAGUGGAAGCUGGUAGACAAGUGUUCAGGGCUGAGCAUGAUAAACCGCUUCGAUCAAAGUCAGGUUAACAAAUGUUUGCUGCAUUGGGGAACCGGGGAUCUGAAGAUGGAACUAUGGUCCGAGGAGAGGCCUGUUUCGAAAGACACGCCCUUGCGGAUCUGCCACCAGUAUGAGGUGACCGAAACAUGCCAAAUCAAAACUCAUUCCUAG